UUGUAUAAAUUAAUGUAUAUUAUGUUCUCUGAUUUGGGAUGUAUACUUAGAUUAGGUGUAGGAGUGUAUGUUUGUUAAAUUGUAUACGUAAUAGUUUAGAAUAUAUUUAUAUUGUAAGUGUUAUUUGGUUUGUUAUUUAUUAGGUUAGUUUUUUGAGUGUUUGUUUGCAUUAUGAGACUGACUCGAAUUUUGUGUAUAUAUAUAGUAAGGUAUAUUGUUAUACCGAUUUAAUUUUUUGUGUAAAUCGUAUUAGAUAAUGUAUAUUGUAUAAUUCGAUUUACAAUGUAUACUUAGAUAAAUUGAGGUAUAGUAAUGUAUUUGUUGAAUAUGUAUAGAAGAUAGUUUAUAAUAUUUUUAUAUUGUUGUGUUGUUUUUUAUGUUUUUACAGGAGUGAGAGAAAUAUUUUAAUAAACCUGAGAAUCGUGUUUAGAGUAAGAUGAUUUACUUCUCUAAUAACAAUAUUUUUACCGGAGUGGGAACACUAGUUUUGUGAAAGCUUUUGUUGUUCUUCUGUCCAUUUUGCUAUCUCAUGUGAACUUCUAUGGUCGGAGAUCGGAUAUUAACAAGAACACAAAGUAUUUUUAGGGAGUAAGUGAGACAGAUUCUUUGGAAGAUGUAUCAUUUUCUACAUAUAGUAAUAAACUAGUAGGUUUAUUUUGUUAUAAGGUAAUACAAAAUAAACAAAAUUGUUAUUUGUACUUCAAGCUCAUAUCUCUAUUUUUACACAGUAUUUUUUUUGGGAUAGUUGUCAAGUAUGUGAAUGUAGAUAAUGCUCUAUUCUUGUUGUCCCAAUACUAUUUUUGUACCAAAAAUUGAAAACAUUCUAAUGAAAUUGCUAACUCUCUUACUUCUUUGAGUGUUACAUGCAUAUACAGAUUCUGCAAUAUUUGAUGUAUGUUUUGUUGAGUAUGGUGCGAAAGGUAAAUUUUGAUGAACUUCCGAUUGUUGAUCGUAUUUUUGUGUUCACUGUUUGGUUGAUAUGUCGAAUGGUAGAAUGAGUGAUUGCUUGUUGGUUUUGAAAAUUGAAUGAUCAAAGUUGUGAUGUAUGCGACUGAAGCUUUUUUUUGUUCACUAAUAGAGUUUUUUUUUCUUGAGAAAAUUUCGAUGUGUGCGAUUUUGAAUUUAUUUACAAUCGCAGUGAACGAUUUCGCAGAUAUGAUUGUAGUUUUGAGGAAGGAGUUCGACGUUAAAUGGUUGAUGAGUCGGUGAUCGAGCUUUUUUGUUGAUCAAUGGUGUUUUUUUUUAGAAUGGUUUGAAUGGUGAGAAUCCUUUGAGUUAUAGUUUUAUAGGUUUCCUUGUUAGUCGAUUACACACGCGCGAUUGAAAUGAUGUGAUCCCGUAGAUAAUAGAGGAGCACAACGCGUGAUGGGACGGUUUUGCAAGUUUCAUGUUUGCAAUUCUGGUAUUGUUUUUUUUAAUUCUCGGUAGGGAUGAUGACAUGGAGCGUUAAUAAAAAGCUAUUAAAUUAAUUAACGGUAAUAUUAAUAAUAGAUUGUAUUUUAGGUAUAUAAAUGAAAAUUUUCCUAUAAAAUCUGUUUAAUUGAGUGACAUGUCAAAUACAAAGUAAACAAAUAUUAUUUCUAAAAAAUUAAAUUAAUAAAAAAAAUCAUUUAAAAGAAAAAGAGAAGAAAUAGGCAUGUAUAUUUACAGUUUAUGUGUGUAUUUUUUUAAGGCUCUUUAUAAUUUAGAAAAUAUAGUUGAAGAUCAAAAUUAUACUUCUUGAUAAUUCAAGAGUGAUCAAAGUUACAAAAUUGAAUUAUCUUUCUUUUACUCUUUUAAGAAAAAUUGAAUUAUCAUAGAGCACUCCCAAUAAUUUUUUUUCUCUAUCAUUAAAAAAUAUUAUUAAAAUAUUAUUUUAUAUUUUAUAGCAAAUUUUUACAUUAUAUUAUCCAUUAUUUUUUCUAUUUUUUUAUAUAUUUUAUUCAUUUUAAAUAUAUAAGAUUAUUAUAUACACAUAAAAGAUAAUUUAAAAGUAAAAAAACUAAUAAAUAAUUUUAUUCAUUGCUCUAAAAUAACACUAUUUAUUAUUCUAAAAAAUAAUGUAAAAUUAUGCUAUAUUAUUGGUAAAUUGGAUCUUCUCUUCAUUAUUUUAGAACAAUCAAUUGUGAGUGAGUUCUUUUACCCAUUUUGUUUUGGGUCAUGUGAUGAAAUUCCAACAUUCUUUCGUAGUAAUACGUCGUCGUAUCAGAACCAAAUCUUCCCCUAAAAAACGCACAAAGCGUGAUCCAUGAUCCAUGUCCUAAAAAGCAAAGGUCCUUUUUCGUAAUUUCACAUAACCUGUCCUUCGAUUCCUCCUGCUCUUUCUUUCUUUUCUACUACCAUUUUCAGAAAGCUUCUCCUUUAUCCCAAACUCAAUUGCAAUUUUCCCGAAACCAAAGGGUAUUUUGGCAAACUUAUCUGCCCCAAACCAAAAUCUUCCAACUCUAUCCACUCCAAUUAAAUAUUUUUAUUUUUUUAAAAAAAUACUGUGUCUGGGCCUUCUAGAGACUCUGGAGUCUGGACCACGAUCUCUUUCUUUCUUUUCUAACCAAAAAAAAUAAAAAAAAUAAAAAUAAAAACCAAACUCUGACAUUCUUUCCCUUUUACUAAAAUUAAAUUUAGGACGAAAAUACCCUCCGUUUUGUUCUCAAAUAACGGAAGACUCCAACUCUGGCUUUAGAUUCUACUUCUCACAGUCAAAGAUCCUCUUCCAACUACUGAUGAAGAAGAUGAUCAACUACGAUUUUUCUCUCUAUUAACAAUUUGAUUUUCUCUUCUCCUUUUUCCAUUUUCAUGGAAAGCUAGGUAACUUGUUUGACCGCGAAGCAAUGGAUUUUGCCGAAGGAGUUGGGGAGAGCUCGUCGCCGCCCAGAAGCUUCGGGAGUUUCAGUAACUACGAUGUUCGGAACGAUGUGUUUAAUCGCUUGGUGGAGAACGGUCAUGGCGCAGCUUUGACCAAUCCUGAGUUUCGCGAACAGUUAGAUGCUCAUUUCAAUCGCUUGCCCGCUAGUUAUGGACUUGAUGUUAACAUAGAUAGAGUGGAAGAUGUUUUAUUACAUCAAAAGCUUCUUGCAUUAGCUAAAGACCCAGAGAAGCGGCCUGUAUAUCACAUUCGUUUCUUGGAGAAUAUUUCUAGGACAGAUGUUAAUGGCAAUCAAGACCUUCCAAGUAUACUUACAACCCCAGGACAAUCAAUUAAUGGAGCUAAUAUAGAAGCUCUGUCACAUAAGAGAACAAGGAACCACACAAGUGACUUUGAACCUUGCUCCAAGCUCGAGGACCUAAAUUUGGAUGUUGGAGAGAAGAAUUCCAAGGACACGGAGGAACAAUGUGCAAAGAAGAUGCUUUCCAGAAGGCAAGAAAGUUUUCCUAUUUAUAUCCAUGAAGUAAUAUUCUGCACCGUUGACAGGCCUAAGCUUCUUAGCCAGCUCUCUACUUUACUUUCUAAUAUAGGACUCAACAUUCGUGAAGCACAUGUGUUCUCAACAACCGAUGGCUUCUCCUUGGACGUGUUUGUGGUGGAUGGAUGGCUUGUUGAGGAUACAGAUGGUCUAUAUGAAGCUAUGGAAAAGGCAAUUGCCAAAAAUGAGGGAUCAUGGUCUAAAUCUUCACAUUGUCAUUCGGCUACAGAGAAACCCCUGGCGACACCCUCCAAACUUGGAGACUGGGAAAUAGAUAGAAGAUUACUGAAAAUAGGAGAGAGAAUUGCAUCUGGAUCUUGUGGAGACCUGUAUCGUGGAGUUUAUUUUGGUGAAGAUGUUGCAGUUAAGAUUCUCCGAUCUGAGCAUUUGAAUUGUGCUCAAGAGGAUGAGUUUGCCCAGGAAGUCGCAAUUCUAAGGGAGGUUCACCAUAGAAAUGUUGUUCGUUUUAUUGGUGCAUGUACAAAGUUUCCCAAUUUGUGCAUAGUGACAGAAUUUAUGCCUGGAGGAAGUCUGUAUGACUAUUUGCACAAGAAUCGUAAUGUCGUGAAGCUCCCACAAUUGCUGAAGUUUGCAAUUGAUGUCUGCAGAGGAAUGGAAUACCUGCAUCAAAAUGACAUAAUCCACCGGGAUCUGAAGACUGCUAAUUUGCUUAUGGAUACUGACAAUGUUGUUAAGGUGGCAGAUUUUGGUGUUGCUCGGUUCCAGAGUCAAGGGGGAGUAAUGACAGCUGAAACUGGAACAUACAGAUGGAUGGCACCUGAGGUUAUAAACCAUCAACCAUAUGACCAGAAAGCUGAUGUAUUCAGUUUUUCAAUUGUACUCUGGGAGCUUGUGACAGCUAAGAUUCCAUAUGAAUCCAUGACUCCUUUACAAGCUGCACUAGGAGUGAGACAGGGUAUGCGUCCCGAGCUUCCUAGUGAUGCACACCCAAAACUGUUAGAACUAAUGCAGAGAUGUUGGGAUGAAACUCCAUGUGACCGUCCUUCGUUCUCCGAUGUAAGAGCUGAGCUUGAAAAUCUCCUCAUAGAAGUUCAGGAAAAUUCAGAAGUAAAUCGCACUUAAAAACACCGUACACAAAACACACUCCCAUCGGCUCAUUUUUAAACAACACUCAGAUGAGGAUUUGCUUUCCUAAUUAUCAUUUUCUUUUUUAGUUUUUCCACAUAAUUAUAGAGGUUAUAUGUAAUAGUAAAAAACCAAGGGAAGUGAAGUGAAAAAUAUAGAGGCGUUUCGACACGGGAAAUAUACGGUAUGAGUAUAGUACAUACUACUAAGUUAUGUCUUCCCAAACUGUAUUAGGAAAGCAAUCUCCCAGUCGAAUUCAUUGUAUAUUAUUGCUUAGCUUUCAAAAACCAUAUGUAUGUAUAUUUCAUUACUAUCUAUAGUAUAUAUUUGUAAGUGGGCAUA
This is a messenger RNA of Cannabis sativa, 4808 nucleotides long. Its product is annotated as serine/threonine-protein kinase STY46. The transcript has 16 exons. NCBI's taxonomy places the organism in Eukaryota, Viridiplantae, Streptophyta, Magnoliopsida, Rosales, Cannabaceae. The record is from RefSeq and is a predicted model, not a curated record. Gene Ontology annotation, biological process: protein phosphorylation. Gene Ontology annotation, molecular function: ATP binding; protein kinase activity. Bases 2808 to 4463 code for a protein of 551 amino acids.